Sphaeroforma arctica JP610 is the source of this 1293-nucleotide messenger RNA. RefSeq lists its product as hypothetical. The coding region runs from base 1 to 1293 and encodes 430 amino acids. Lineage: Eukaryota; Ichthyosporea; Ichthyophonida. The record is from RefSeq and is a predicted model, not a curated record. The transcript has 7 exons. Gene Ontology annotation, cellular component: cytoplasm.
AUGUAUAACCAGGUCAACCUCUAUAUGAACUCGCGUAGUAAUUUUCAGAGAAUCAACAAUACCCUUCAGCAUAGCUUUACUUCGACAUUUCUUCAAACCUCGAUUGCCCUAGCCGGCGAGGGCAAGGCGCUUGGAACUACCGCCAGUGUGCAGUACUACGAAGACAUGUCACAGCGCGCUGAGGUCCAGAAGCUACACCAUAUCACCCAGGUGAAGCUGCCCAAGCAUAGACCGUUGGAGUAUUUCCUGGACCUUGUGCGAACAGACUCUGAGAAGCUGUCGCCCAUUGCGCACAAGUUGAUGCGCACCAUCUACUCACUCGAAGCACGAGUACUAUGCUCGGCCGAAGGGGUGUCGUAUACGAGCCCAAUGCCCAUACACACAGGGAAACCAUUGAGUGUCAACGAGUGGGGAAGGCACGUACUGCAGCACAAGCGACGCGUAGAGGAGGGUCUGACAUCCGAUACACGCGAGCUGUGUCUGAGCCUGGUGUUGAUAGAGCAUCUGUACGAGGCUCUGCGUGUUAUUGUGGUAUCCGACUAUCGCUCGGGUCUGGAUAUGGCUAUGCAUUCUCUGGUCGCCCUUGGCCCUGUGCCCACUUUGUUGGACACUCCCCUGCUGAACGGCCUCGGCAUGCGCAUAUCGGAGCCGAUGAAAGAUACUGUGCCGCUGCGGGCACUGUAUGAGGAGUAUAGCGCCCAGUUCGGCGAAUUAGACCAUCUGCACAAGUCUCUGCUGAAGUAUCAGGAGCUACGCGGGAACACCGAGUCUGCUUUCCGAUGCAUUGUGUUUGUCGAGCAGCGACAGGCGACCAACACCAUCCAGCACUACUUGAUGACGCGAGCUAGGCCCAUCCGCUGCGGUUCACUUAUGGGACAGUCGAACCAGUACUUUGUGGGGAAUAGCCCGAAGCAGACCGAGGCGCAGAGCACUAUCGCGGCCUUCUCCUCUGGAGAGCUCCCUGUGAUCAUAGCUACGUCGGUUGCCGACGAGGGGUUGGACAUCCCCGCAGCCAACUGUGUCAUACGCUUCGACAGUAUAAGUAAUGCCGUGUCUCUAGUGCAAAGCAGAGGAUGUGCACGACAGGACAAUAGUCAUUUCGUCGUGCUUCGUGAAGGUGCAAAGUCCUACGCCGCUCUCGAGCGAGCAGCUGUAGAGCAGCAGGAGCUGAUACAGAACAUGGUCACCGCAGCGCAUGCGAGAAAGGGCACACUGCCACGAACUACGGAUGCAGUGAUGACCAGCUUAGCCAAGGACUCACGCGAUCUCUGUGGGGAGCCAACACGGCUCUGA